Messenger RNA from Gaeumannomyces tritici R3-111a-1, 2560 nucleotides. RefSeq lists its product as hypothetical. The coding region runs from base 338 to 2071 and encodes 577 amino acids. The record is from RefSeq and is a predicted model, not a curated record. Gene Ontology annotation, cellular component: nucleus. Lineage: Eukaryota; Fungi; Ascomycota; Sordariomycetes; Magnaporthales; Magnaporthaceae. The transcript is spliced from 2 exons. Gene Ontology annotation, biological process: proteasome-mediated ubiquitin-dependent protein catabolic process. Gene Ontology annotation, molecular function: ubiquitin binding.
GUUGCGUCACAGGGCGGGCAGCCUGGAGCUCCGAGCACGGGCCUGCGAUUUUCACCAUGAGAGCCACUGAAGCGGUAGCAUGGCGCAUCUUCAAACCUCGACUCGAACCAAGUCCAGGAAGCUUCAAGAACACUCCACGACCGCUCCCACCUCCUCAUUCUUUGAGAAGACCCCCCGCAGCCCUUCCAUCUUUCGCCGGAGCAGAGCUCCAGCCACGGCACUGCAGCACAAACGGUUCCCCAUCCCCGCCUGGGCGCUCUGCCCCGCCAUCUCCUUCCCACGACUUGCAUUCCCGCCUUAGCUCUUCUGCCACGGCGACACGCCACGACGCCUCGCCAUGGCCGACACCGCGGGCGGCGCCUCGUCCAAUGACGAGAGCAUCCAGCUUCUGAUGGACCUUACCGCGGUCUCGGCUGAUGUAGCCCGGAAGCUGCUCCAGAUCACCCACAACGAUGUCGAGACGGCGUGCACCCUCUGGUUCGACAACCCGGACAUCAUCAACUCCCUCUCCGACGCGCCCGCCGCAUCCUCAUCCUCGGCAGCCCGACCGCAGCCCUCCUCUAGCAAUCCGCCACGGCUCUCGCGCUCUAGUGGCCGCGUGGACGCGAGCGGGGUCAUUCACAUUGAUAGCGAAUCUGACAAUGACGACGCCGACGUCGACAUGGCUGGAGCGGCGGACGAGAUGGGAGAGGCUGCCGCCGCCGUGGCCGCGGCGCGGUUCGCUCAGGAAGACGAGGACGCCGCCUACGCCCGGCGGCUCCAGGAAGAGCUGUACGGGGCCGGCGGGGCCGGUGGCGGCGGCGGCGGUGGUGGCGGGCCGGGAGGCGCUACCGAUGACGAUGUGCGCGCCCCGAUUGCUCGCACCACAGAGACGCUGGUGGGCGGUGCCGACUACUCGGGUAUCUUUCCCGCUGGCGCAAGGCUCAAUCCGGACGAGGACGAGGACGAGGCCGAACGCUUUUUGCAAGAAAUGAGGAGGGAGCGACAGGCUCGGAAUGAAUACAGAGCCGACAGGGGCGCAGGCGUAUUUUCCCAGUCGGUUUGGGAUGAUGGUCCCCCAGCGGCCGGGAACUCGAGCCAAGACAGCAACUCGCGGCGACUCGUGGAGCUCUUCAGGCCGCCACGCGAGAUCCUCACACACCUCGACUGGGACGACACGAGGGAAGAAGGCAAGGACCAGAAGAAGUGGAUUUUGGUGAACCUGCAGGACAUGUCUGUGUUCCAGUGCCAGCUGCUGAACCGGGACAUAUGGAAGGACGAGCGCGUGCAACAGCUUGUGCGCGAGCGGUUCCUGUUCUUGCAGUACGACAAGGACCACACCAACGCGAGGCAGUACAUCCAGCUGUAUCUGCCCAAUGAGCAGCACAAGAUACCAGAGAACUACCCCCACAUUUCCGUGGUGGAUCCGCGCACGGGCGAGCAGAUGAAGGUCUGGGCAGGUGUGGACUGCCCGACCCAGGCCGCCGACUUCGUCGAGAAGCUUGAAGAUUUCCUGGAGCGCUACAAGUUCCAGGGUAAGAACCCGGUGGCGCAGACGCGCCCGCCAAAGAAGAAGGUGGAUGUGGACCGCAUGACCGAGGACGAGAUGCUACAGCUGGCCAUGCAGAACAGCCUCGAGGGCGCCAAUGGCGAGUCAUCCGAGUCGUCGACCAGGCCUAGCAUCCAUGACCCAGACGAACUCACGAGGGUGGACAAGGGCAAGCACAAGGCAGCCGACGACCCCGAUGCCGCAAUUGAGACACUGCCGCCUCCCCCGCAGGAGCAGUCGCCCUUUGCGAGGAUACCAUCCGACAGGCCCCACGAGGAGCCGGCGCCUGGCGGAGCCGGCAUCACGCGCAUACAGUUCAUGCACCCCGGCGGCAGGGUGGUGCGGCGGUUCGCGACGUCGGAUUCAGUUUCGCGCGUGUACGAGUGGCUGAAGGCGGCGCCACUGGAUGAGUCCAAGGCCGGGGUCGAGUUUGAGCUCAAGAGGAUGCCGCAGGGCGUGGACUUGAUCACGGACCUGGACAAGACGAUCGAGGAGGCGGGCAUCAAGCAGUCCACGCUGGCCGUCGAGUUUUUGGAGAGCUAGGUGUCGAUUUUGCGCCUAAAGGAACAGCCGUGGUCGAUAUCCGAUCGGUUCAAUCUGGCACCAUAAUCCGACGAUGCUUUCUUUCAACAUAUCUUGCAGGUGCUGUGUUUUAGUGCCGGGAAACCUGGGCAACAACUGUUGUCACAGAGCCAUCAUUUCUUCUUUGAUUGCCUGGCUCGUUUCCUGUUUAGGGAAUCUGUUUCCCUGGUGUUAUGGUCGGUUUUCAUCCGUCGGGUUCUCGCCCAAGCAUUCACUUUCCAUCAACAUCCUCACCGAGCAUCUUGGCCGAGGGAGGGAAAUGAGAGUGAGAACGCAGGCUAUUUCUUUUGUGUUUCCGGUUCCUUUGUUUGCUUCUACGAAUCACGCUCUCCUACUGCUCUCUGGUAAUAUCUAUUCUUCUUCUUCCUCUGCGUUUCCCAGGGGUUGACCCUCACGCUAUAGACAUGGAAGGUAGGCGGUUAACCAUUGAUGAAUUCAUAUCUACUGCAG